Molecule: messenger RNA, 1502 nt
Organism: Bactrocera dorsalis (oriental fruit fly)
Lineage: Eukaryota; Metazoa; Arthropoda; Insecta; Diptera; Tephritidae
Gene: Vap33
Product: vesicle-associated membrane protein/synaptobrevin-binding protein
Exons: 7
Coding region: 490-1233 (247 amino acids)
Biological process (GO): endoplasmic reticulum membrane organization
Cellular component (GO): endoplasmic reticulum membrane; plasma membrane
Molecular function (GO): FFAT motif binding
Source: RefSeq, a predicted model, not a curated record
AAUUUUUACUUGCCAAAAAAUUGAUGAGCGAAUCGGAGGUGCAGCAAACUAGUAAAAAGGGAACUAGCAGAAUUGUGAAAAUAAGUGUCUAAAUGUUGGUCAAUUUAUUUUAAAUUUCAAAUAUUUUUCUCGUGGAAUAAAAGGUAAAUUUGUUUCUGUCGAGAAUAUAAUUGAAAGAAAAUCUACGUGGACAAUUUUGAACUGUAAAACACACAAGUAGAAGAAGAACGAUCAGAAAGUAGCUGAAGAAAAGCGCAGUAGCAUUAUUGGCAGGGACCGAAUCGCAUUAGUUACCUGUGAAGGAAAAAAAAAUUGGGCGAAACAUAUUAGCCGUCAAACUUGGAUGUGUAUAGUGAGGAAAAGAAAUAAAAUUUUAAAUAAAUAAAAGUAUACCCACAAACUUCAGUGGAUUUUUUGAGAUAUCGUUAAUAUAAAAACAUCAAAACGGCAGCGACUACAACAACUACUACUACGCCACCAGAUUCGACAAUGGAGAAGCCGAAGGAAUUGAUCAUUGAGCCAAAAGGCGAACUGCGCUUUGUAGGUCCCUUCACUCGUCCCGUUAUCACUGUUAUGAAAAUAACCAAUCCAACAGAUAACAUUAUACUGUUCAAGAUCAAAACGACCGCUCCAAAACGAUAUUGUGUGCGUCCAAAUUUCGGUUCACUCGAACCACAUACGCAUGCCAGGAUUGAAAUUUGCUUACAACCUUUUGUGUAUGAUCCCAACGACAAAAAUAAGCAUAAGUUCAUGGUACAGAGCCUGGUUGUGCUCGAUCACUCCGUUGAAGACUGGAACAAGUUGUGGAAAGAGUCAGAACCACAUCAGUUGAUGGAUGUGAAAUUGAGAUGUGUCUUCGAGAUGCCAACUGUAACGUCUGCCGCAGACAGCAGUGUUACUGCAGGCACCAAUGAAAUUGUAAAGCAAGAAAUUACUGAGACAGAAAAUAAAGCAAUUCCAUUUCGCGAAGAGAAAGUAUCAAAUGUGCAACCAUCGGAUCAACGUGAAGAGUUAUUGUCCGACAUUAGGCGGCUGCGUGAAGACAAUGAGAAAUUGCUCAGAGAGAAGCGUCAUCUUACGGAUGAAAUCGUCAAAGUACGGGAUUCAUAUUCGAAACCGAUGUACGAUCAGGCCUAUACACCUAUUCUGGGCGAGAAACAAAUUCCGGUGUUCUAUAUAGCGUUGUCGAUUGUUGCGGCCAUAUUUGGCUUUCUAUUUGGCAAAUAUUUUUGAAUGCAUACAACGCAUACAAAACUCUGAAGUGCUGACAUGUUUAUCAAUAAAAACAACAACUACAUAAAAUGAGAAACGGCGUCAUACACAAACAGAUAAACGAAGAAAACGAAACUAAAAAUGAAACUUAUAUAUAAAACCCAGCAACAGUAUAAAAGUAAAAAUAAAAAACAACAAAACUUAGAAAGGAGGAAAUGAUCAAAUGAUUAAAGAUAAACAUAACGAAAAACCUACAAAACUAAAAAAAAAAAAAUAAUAAGAAAACAAAA